Molecule: messenger RNA, 1299 nt
Organism: Puccinia graminis f. sp. tritici CRL 75-36-700-3
Lineage: Eukaryota; Fungi; Basidiomycota; Pucciniomycetes; Pucciniales; Pucciniaceae
Exons: 4
Coding region: 1-1299 (432 amino acids)
Source: RefSeq, a predicted model, not a curated record
AUGGAUGGGACGGAGGUAUUCAGUGUUGCUGGCCUCAAGAGAGGAUCUGAUUACGACGGCGACCGAAGCUUGAACUCCCAGGCCAUCAACUUCUUAAAUUCUCAGCACCAACAGUCAUACCAGCGGGUGGUUGACUUCGAUCUUCACGCAGUCUUCUUAAUGCAAGAAUUUCGAGCCGAAGAUACCAUUCAACAAAUAAUUACUAUGAUCGGCACCACUUUCAAUGAAGAAUACCCACCAAAAAACACCCUCCAACAGCAGUUGGUCAAUGCAGCAAAAUUAGUCAACCAAAGGAUCCAAAACUACGAACAGCAACCUCACAUGCAGAAGCCAUUUUGCCUCAGGUUCCCAACUUACAGUGAUGUUCUUAAGCAUUGUAUGGAGUUGCAGGAUAAAUGUGAGGUAUUACCAAAUGAUAAAAUGGUUAUUCUGAUUGAUGAGGGGGGUGUAUGUGUUGGAGUUGGACUUCCUCCAAAGCCCCAAUCCACCCAGAGCAUACAUACCCCUCGAGAUCCGCUUUCGGCUGGAGCUGCAGACAAAACAAUCAAGUUUGCCACCAAUAGCAUCAAGAAAAUCGACCUACAAGGCCACGGGGACCAUUGGAAAUCCGAUCCUAAGCCCAAUCUUCCAGAACCACUCAGAUCUGACCCUGGUCCUACAAUGCGAGGCCUGGUGGAACUUCGACAUGACAUGGUCUUCUACCAUAGGAUAUCUUACUGGAUAAAUAAAGUAUUUUUACCAGAUGCAUCUUCCAUUGCAGAAAGCGCAGUGAAGUACUUGGAAAAGAAGGCAUCAACCGCGGUGAAAGAGUCUAUUCAGGUAGAAAAAAAUAUAAUCAUUGCAGCCCGAACCAUCACAGUCAAUACCCAUCCAAACACACAUAGAGACCGAAACAAUGCCCUGUUGAUGGAUAGUGUAUUCUUCUUUGGAAAUCAUAUCGGUGGACAUUUCCUUCUCCCUGGGCUUGGUGUUGCAUAUCCAGGCUUGCACGGCUAUUCCUUUCACGGUCCAUUUCGCAUUCUCUUCCAUGGUGUUUCCCAGUUCCACUUCACAGAAGACAUUACAGACCCAAGACGAUAUUCAGUUGCCAUGUGGAGCCGAGCCUCCUCUUUUUCUGAAAUUGCUCGAUUUUCCGCACAUGACAAUGGAAAUGAGAAGUUUAGCGAUGAUAAAUAUUGGCUCCCACUUUAUCCUGAAUACAACCCUAAAAUUACUUCAGAUCUUCUCAAAGCUGAAGUGAAAAUUGCCAAGAAAGAAGCCAAGAAAGAAUCCAAAAAGAGACAAAAAACCGAAAACUAG